Messenger RNA from Penicillium canariense, 1239 nucleotides. RefSeq names its product 4-hydroxyphenylpyruvate dioxygenase family protein. Gene Ontology annotation, molecular function: 4-hydroxyphenylpyruvate dioxygenase activity. The coding region runs from base 1 to 1239 and encodes 412 amino acids. The record is from RefSeq and is a predicted model, not a curated record. Gene Ontology annotation, biological process: L-tyrosine catabolic process. The transcript has 3 exons. Lineage: Eukaryota; Fungi; Ascomycota; Eurotiomycetes; Eurotiales; Aspergillaceae.
AUGACCAUCCUCAGUGCCCCAGAUGAAACCAUCUUUCCAACAAGCCUGGGCCCCGAAUAUAUCAGUUUCGACCAUAUUCACUGGUACGUCGGCAACGCCAAACAAGCCGCCUCCUACUACAUCACCCGUAUGGGCUUCAAGCCGCUUGCCUACCGCGGCCCGGAAACGGGUUCUCAUUGCCUCGCCAGCUAUGUAAUCGCCAACGGCGAGGCAGUCUUCAUCCUCACAGGGCCGGUCUGCGGGCCCGCGCGCGCGGACGCCGAGAACAAGGCCUUGCAGAGGGCGACAUGCGAAGAGCGCGCGGCGUUGGCGGCAGUCCAUGAGCAUCUGACGGUGCACGGUGACGGGGUGAAGGACGUUGCGUUCCGGAUUACGGGAGACGUGGACGCUGUGUGGCGGCGGGCUAUCAAGAAUGGGGCUGCUGCUGUGGACGGGCCGAAGAUCGUGCAGGCGGAUUGUGGUGGGGAUGGGUAUAUCAUGACUGCCACUGUCGGGACAUAUGGGGACACCGUGCAUUCACUGGUGAAUCGGGAGCAUUACGCAAGGGAUGCGCCGUUUCUGCCUGGGUAUCGGGUUGUUGACGGCGACGACGAUCCGAUCAACCAGAUCCUGCCGCCGGUUGAGUUUCUGGAGAUUGACCAUUGCGUUGGGAAUCAGUCCUGGGGCGGCGUGGAUCAGGUCGUGCAGUUCUAUGAAGAAUGUCUGGAUUUCCACCGCUACUGGACUGUCGAUGACAAGGCCAUGUGCAGCGAGUACUCCGCCAUGCGGUCCAUCGUGGUCGCGUCACCCAACGAGACCAUCAAAAUGCCCAUGAACGAGCCCGCAAACGGCAAAAAGAAGUCUCAAAUUGAGGAAUACGUCGACUACUACCACGGUGCUGGCGUCCAGCACAUCGCCUUCCGCUCGCAUGAUAUCGUCUCCGCUGUAACUCACCUCCAAGCCCGCGGUGUCCAAUUCCUCCAAGUACCAAGCGCGUACUAUACAGACCUGCGCCAGCGUCUAUCCCACGUGUCCUGGACACUGGACGCCGACGUGGCCGUCCUGGAGAAACUGAACAUUCUGGUCGACUUCGACGAGCGCGGGUACCUGCUGCAGAUCUUUGCGAAGCAUGUCGGGGACCGGCCGACGGUGUUUGUGGAGGUGAUCCAGCGGCAUGGGUUCGAUGGGUUCGGGGCCGGGAAUUUCAAGAGUCUUUUUGAGGCCUUUGAGAGGGAGCAGGCGCUGAGGGGGAACUUGUGA